AUGGCUGUACCCAAAGACGCCAUCCCUUCCUUGUUAGAAUGUCAAUGCCAGAUCUGUGUGGAAAUCCUUUUUGAGCCUGUGACUCUGCCUUGUAACCACACGCUCUGUAAACCAUGCUUCGAAUCGACUGUCGAAAAGGCAAAUUUGUGCUGUCCCUUCUGUCGCCGCCGUGUCUCUUCGUGGGCUCGGUACCGUACCCGAACAAAUUCUCUUGUUAAUAUGGAACUGUGGGAGAUAAUUCAAAAACACUAUCCAAAGGAAUGCAAGCUAAGAGCCGCUGGGCAAGAAUCAGAGGAAAUUGUUGAUGACUAUCAGCCAGUCCGCUUAUUAAGUAAACCUGGGGAAUUAAGAAGAGAAUAUGAAGAGGAGAUAAGCAAGGUAGAGGCAGAGCGGCGAGCCUGUGAGGAAGAAGAAAACAAAGCCAGUGAAGAAUACAUUCAGAGAUUACUGGCAGAGGAGGAAGCGGAGGAAAAGAGACAGGCAGAAAAAAGGCACAGGGAAAUGGAAGAACAACUGAACAGUGAUGCAGAACUGGCAAGAAGACUAAGCCUUGAUAUUAACAAUUUCUGUGGGGGAAGUGUUUUGGCUUCGUCUUUGAAUUCCAGAAAAUCUGAUCCGGUCACAACCAAAUCACAAAAGAAAAGUAAGAACAAACAAACAAACACUGGAGAUAUUCAGAAGUAUUUGUCACCUAAAUCUCAACUUGGGUCAGCAUCACAGUCUGAAGUUGUGCAGGAAGACAGAAAAAACUCCAUGUCUAAGGAAACUGACGACAACAGUGAUGUGAAGAGCCCUACAUGGCAAGACACAGACAUUGAGGAAGAUAUGCCAACGCUUUCUCCUCAAACAUGCCUUCCUAUUCAGGAACAAGGUGCAAAAUCUUCAGUGGAGUCACCUAUGCCUCAGUUAUGUACCAGUGGUGGAGAAUGGUGCCUUGAAGGAAAAGUUGAAACAGGACCAAGCAAUCGUGAAAAAGGGUUAUGUGUCAUAAAUCAUGAGGAACCUAAAGCCAGAUUUCCCUACUCUGGAGAUGCUGCCACUAAGCCUUAUGGUGAAACAGAGAGUGGGUGCACUGUAUCAGAUAUGACACAGUUCAUUAGAAACAACACGGUUGAGACAGAAAAUGAAGAGUCUCACCUACCGAUCAGUCAAGAUACCUCCAAAAGAAGAAACCUAGAACCUCUGUCUGAAGCAAUCAGAGAGCCAUGCUUUUCUGCAAAAAGAAGAAAAAUGUUCCCCAAAGCCUCCACAGACCAAGAGAAAACAGAAAUCAGCUUUACCCAAAAACUGAUAGAUUUGGAACAUCUACUUUUUGAGAGACAUAUGCAAGAAAAGCAGGACAGGUUACUAGCAUUACAACUUCAGAAAGAGGUGGAUCAAGAACAAAUGAGGCCAGACAGGCAAAAAGGAUCCCCAGAUGGGUAUCAGUUACGGACUGUGUCCUCACCUCCAGACAAAUUACUCAGUGGACAGAGAAAGAAUUCUAGAGACAGAAACUCCAAAAGACAAACCGAGCUAAAGCAGCCAAAACCUCGGACAGACUCAAAAAAUGAAAAUCAGCAACCUUCAUUUAAGAUCCAGUUGAAAUGUUCGGUUAAUGGAAGAAAGAUAGCAGAUUCUACUAGAGAUAAUUGUAAUGUACCUAAAACUGUUCAUUCCCUACAGCCUAGUAAGUCACAGAAGAGUAUUUUUCAGAUGUUUCAGAGAGUCACAAAGUAA
Molecule: messenger RNA, 1719 nt
Organism: Rangifer tarandus platyrhynchus (Svalbard reindeer)
Lineage: Eukaryota; Metazoa; Chordata; Mammalia; Artiodactyla; Cervidae
Source: the annotation of a GenBank genome assembly